Molecule: messenger RNA, 1800 nt
Organism: Tachyglossus aculeatus (Australian echidna)
Lineage: Eukaryota; Metazoa; Chordata; Mammalia; Monotremata; Tachyglossidae
Gene: INO80E
Product: INO80 complex subunit E
Exons: 8
Coding region: 88-855 (255 amino acids)
Biological process (GO): chromatin remodeling
Cellular component (GO): nucleus; Ino80 complex
Source: RefSeq, a predicted model, not a curated record
UUGUGGGGCGGGUGGACGAGAUGAGGGGACUGAGGCCCGGAGAAGGGAAGUGACCAAGUGGCCGAGCCCCGCUGCUUCUCCGCUAACAUGUCCGUUGGCCACCACUUCUCACGACUAGCCAUGAACGGCCCGCCGGACGGGGAGGUGGACUACAAGAAGAAAUAUCGGAACCUGAAGAGGAAACUCAAGUUCCUCAUCUACGAACAUGAGUGUUUCCAGGAGGAAUUGAGGAAGGCGCAGAGGAAGCUCCUGAAGGUGUCUCGGGAUAAGAGUUUCCUCCUGGAUCGGCUCCUGCAGUACGAGAAUGUAGAUGAAGACUCUUCAGACUCCGAUGCCACAGCGUCCUCGGAGAAUAGCGAGACGGAGGGGACGACCAAACUGGCCGAGACGCCGGCCCCCAAGAGGAAGAAAAGCCCCCAGCUGGGGGGUGUCCCGUCACCCUCUGCCCUGUCACUGCCACCCUCUGGGUUUCCCCUGCAGGCUUCUGGAGCCCCCUCCCCCUAUUUGAGCUCGCUGGCCUCCCCCCCAUACCACCCCUUCCCCUCCGACUACUUGGCGCUGCAGUUGCCCGAACCCAGUCCCCUGAGGCCCAAGCGGGAGAAACGGCCCCGCCUGCCCCGGAAGCUCAAGAUGCCCGUGGGUCCGCCCGAGUGUCCCGUGGGAGGCCCGCUGUCCUUCCCGGGGCGAGGGGCCGGCGAGGGGGGCGUAGGGGCGGCCCUGGCCCCGCUGGGGGCCACCAAGCUGCCCCCCCACACCAUCCUCAGCACCGUCCCGCGCCAGAUGUUCAGCGACGCCGGCAGCGGGGAUGACGCCCUGGAUGGAGACGACGACCUGGUGAUCGACAUCCCCGAGUGACCGGCCUUCCGCUCCGAGGACCGCGGGUCGCGUCGUCCUCCGGAAGGCCUCAGCUCAGACCGUGACCCGCUGUCUCAUCCGUCUCUCCUCCACCCCGUCCCCCAAAUCCUCCCUUCCGUCUCCCUCCUAUUUUUCCCCUUCUUGCCUUUCCCCUCCAAAACCUCACCUGCUUCCCCACGCAUCCCCCCCAUGCCCCCUCCACCCCAUUCCCAGGCGGUUGCAAGGAUGAACUGCUAGUGACUCUUUCGGCUUCUCUGAGACUUUUUAUUGAUUUUUCUCGGUUUCCGUGGUUUUGGCAUUGACACAAUCAAAAGGCGUAGAAACAUGCAACACGGACCGACAGAGCCGGGGCCGGGGGGGAGGAGGGGCGGGGAGGAAGCCCCCACACCGGCUCCCCCGCCCCCAUUCUCCCUCACCCCUGAAAGACUAGAAAUACCCUGCUGCUCCUUUGAGUCAGUCCCUUUUUCUUAGAUUUUUUUUCCACUGUAGGAGGCAAAUUUUAUAGAAAGGGUGGGCCCUGCAAAGCAGAAAAGACGACACUGGCGCCUACCCUCUUAAGAGGAGCGUCCUCCCGAUCUCUGGAUUGCAGCCCGAAAAACAUAUUCUACAGAGGAGCAGACCAAGGUACUUCCAAGGGAGACGGGGCACGCCUGUCUCCCAUUCCUGAAGGCAAAGCUCACACGACUAUCCACCCUCUAACGGGGGUGGGUAACCGGUGCUGAUUUUUUUAUUUUUUUAUUUUUUGGCCACAAACCAAAAUUUUUGUCAUUGGGGUGGGUUUUUUUCUCUCCUGUAAACUAUCUCCCCACCCUAUCCUCCCCGAAUCCGGCUUUCUCUCCCCUCCUGAAGGGAUUUUUGCCGGGCAGCCUGGAGAGGUGGGAAAGGGGAGAAAUGACCCCAGAGGGAGAGGGGCAUUAAAAAAAAAUCCCCCCCCCCACUCCUUUA